GCGAGUUUCAGGAGGAUUCGAAGGUGCAGUGCGAAGCAGUCAACAUGAAGAUUUCACUCGCCGCGCUUUUCUUUGCGCUUGGCGUCGUCACGGCGACCGACACAGAGUUGCGGUGCGAGUGCAACGGUCGCUCGGGCGUGUGCGUGCGCGACGCGCUGGGUCUCCGUUGCGUGGAUUGCUCGGGCAACGGCCGAGGUCGGCGCUGCGAACGCUGCCAAGACGGAUUCCGCCAAGGAGGGCCGACGCUCGGCUGCGUGCCGUGUGGCUGCCACCCCGCGGGUUCUGUCAGCGGCAGGUGUGACAGCAGGGGGCGCUGUGUCUGCAGAGAGGGCGUCACAGGAACAAAGUGUGACCUCUGCCCCCGAGGACCAAUCGGCCCCCGCGGAUGCUCACCAAGGCGCAGUCCCAGAGAGGAUUCCGGCAGCGCGUUGUGUUUCUGUUACGGUCACAGCAGCCAAUGUUCCGCCCAGUCGGCGUACGGCGUCCACAACAUCCGGAGCACCUUCGAGCACGGUCCCGAGGGUUGGAAGGCGGCCGCCGCUCACGGCCUCACGCCGGCGGACGUCCGCUCCCGCUGGUCCCCCAAGUACGAGGACGUGGAGGUGAUCUCCGGGAGCGGUCCGCCGGUGUACCUGUACGCGCCAGCUUCUUACCUGGGCAACAAGUUGCUGAGUUACGGUCACAACUUGUCCUUCUCGCUGCGUCUGGACCGCGGCAUCCGACGCCCGUCUAUCGACGACGUCGUUCUGGAAGGUUCCGGUCACCGGGUCUCGGCUUCGCUGGGCGACCUGCGCUCUGUCGUUCCCUGCGGGCAGAAGAUCGACUACACCUUCAGACUGGACGAGCAGCCAGGCAGCAGGUGGCGCCCUCAGCUCACGCCCUUCCAGUUCCAGACACUCCUCCAGAACCUGAGCGCCAUCCAGAUACGAGCCACCUUUGGAGACAGAGGACGCGGUUACCUGGACAACGUCAAAAUGGUGUCGGCGAGGCGAGGGGACGGCGCCCCGGCCCGCUGGGUGCGGACCUGCGUCUGUCCGCCGGGAUACGAGGGCGACUUCUGUCAACAAUGCUCAGCGGGUUUCAGACGGCGGAGGGCGGCGGACGGAGCGUUCAGCCCUUGCGAGCCCUGCGGCUGCAAGGGGGGCGACUGCGACCCGCAAACGGGCGACUGCUACCCCGCGGAUGAGACGCAAACCUGCUCGGACGGGUUUUACUGGGACCCGUGGAUGCGGACCUGCGUGACGUGCCCCUGUCCCAGGGGAGUGCCGUGCUCGCCGGUCGCCGGGUCGGCACGGCCGCAGUGUCACGUCUGUCCGCCCGGAACCACGGGGCUACGCUGCGACGAGUGUCUGGAGGGUUUCUACGGCUCGCCCGGAGGGGGCGCCGGAGGGCGGCGGCCGUGCCGACCCUGCCGGUGUAACGGCCACAUUGACGUCAGAGUGGCGGGAAGCUGCGAUCGAACCGGCGGCGAAUGUCUGAAGUGCGUCAACAACACGAUGGGUCGCAGCUGCGAUGUAUGUUUGGCCAACUUUUAUCACCGCAGCCUGGAGCAGGCCUGCAGACCAUGCGACUGCAAUCUUCGGGGCUCCGAGUCGCUGCAGUGCGACGACGGCGGUCGCUGUCGCUGCAGACUGGGCUUCGACGGUCCCAAGUGUCAGACGUCCCGGGAGUGUCCCGCCUGUUUCGACGCAGCCAAAGUCAAGGCGGAGGAGUUGGCUUUCAAAGUUCAGAAGUUGCAGGCGCAGAACUCCGAGAUGGGUGCCGGACUCAAUACUGGCAACAACACCAAUAUAGAGGCCGUGAUAAGUGCGGCCGAGGCGCUGGUGGACGACCUGGAGGGCGAUGCGGAGCAGCUAGCAGACCUGGAGAAGCGGCUGCGGGACAGUCUGACGUCUAUCGGCCGCGCUCGACUGUCCGAGGAACGGGACGUCCAGAACACGGCCGACGCGACCGGUGACAUCAAACGACGGCAGCUGACCUACGUGACCAAAGGAGAUCGGCUUCAGAAUUUAGUGGAGGACAUGAAACGCAAACUGGACGAGGCCGAGUCAAGUCUCCGGGCGGCUGAGUUUCCGGCAGGCGAUGCUCCCCUGACUCCAAACCUUCUCUCCUCGUUGUCGCGGGCCGCGACAAGCUUGGCUGAUAAACAUCGGACGAAGGCGGUGGCGGUGGAGCGGAGUGCCAAGGAGGCUCUGGGCGACUCUGAGAAAAGUCUGGCACUGGUCCGGAAUCUUCUCAACAAAGGGAACAAUGUCAAAGAUCUGAUCGGAGGAGUGCGAACUGCGUAUGACGGGAUGGCGGCGCGGGUCAAGGGUUUGGAGAACCGGGCGAUCCGCGUGGGCGGUGAGGCCACGGACGAGAGCGACAAGGCCAAAGGCAUGCUGGAAGACAUCAGCAGGACGGCCAGAGACGUCCCGCCCGCCCUGACGGGCGACACGGACGCCACGGCCGCCAAGCUGGACCUCCUGAAGAAGGCGGCAGACGGGAGCGUGGCGGGCUUCACGGCACUGCGGGACGACGUACAGCGGGACACGGUUGCCGCCCAGGACAUGCUGGAGCGAGGCAGGAGUGCCAUCCGGGACACAGAUGCGCUGACAGGCCGAGUGGACGCCGCCCACGCCGACACCAAGGGGGCGCUGCGGCGCAUAAACAGCAACACCGACAAGCUGGACGCCGCCCUCGGCACUCUGAGAGGCUUCGACCGGCAGAUCGCCGCCAACCAAGCGCAAGCGGACGCCGCCGUCGAGCGGCUUCCUGCUGUCCGCGCGACCGUUCGGCGAGCCGCCGAGAACAACGCUGAGACGCGGGGCUCGCUGGACGCCGUGUCCGCGGAUUCGGACACGGCCAUGGCGUCCAUCAACCGGCUGGAAAAGCUGAUCCCCGUUCUGGAGGGAGCAAUCGGGUCCGUACCGCCUCUCGGAAACGAGGCCACCGACGUGAACGACGGCGUCAAGGCACUGCGGACACUGGCGGGCGAUGUCGGCGCAGACCUCGACGCCGAGCUCAGCGCCGGCAGGAAAACGGAAGCGGACGCGGGGCAGGCUGGAGAUGCCGCCGCCACCGCCCUGAGGAACGCCAAACUGGCCAGAGACGCCGUGGGAAGAAUGCUGCAAGACAUUGCCGAAGGGAUGGUCAACAUCAACCAAACGGGUACGUUCGACCCGGACCGCCUCGAGGAGCUGGAGGACUCGGUGGCGGCGGCCCACCGCAACGUGGAGACACGUCUCAAGCCUCAGCUCAGGGACGCGGCGGCGCGGGAAGCGGCGCAGCGCCGCCUGCUGGCCGUCUUAAAUGGGGACAUCGACGCCAUCUUGGGAGACAUCGCCAACCUGGAGGACAUCUUGAAGACCGUACCCAGCGGGUGCUUCAACAGCCCCCCCAUUGAGAAGGCCUGACACGUCACCGCCCAGGAAUUUCGCCAUGCCCGAGACAACAGGCCAGAUUCAAUCCCAUUCGCUCAAAGGCAACUUUUGUCUUUUGGAUCUCGCUUUUCACUUCACGUCGUCGCUCAUCACGUGACCCGUCUCAGGCGGAGGCUCCUCCCCUUUCUGGAGCCGCACACAAAUCGACGCCGUCGGGCGGAAACCGCCUCGGUCCGAAUUUGGUUUCAAUUUCAAUCAAUAUUUGUCCAGAACUCGAUACUAUCGGACAGUCCUGAGUCUGGUGCUGUUAUUGUACCACAUUAUUUAGCCUUGUUAUUAAGAGUUGAAUAUAGUUUGAGAAAUUUGACGAUACAAUGUUCAGUAACUCAAAAAAUGUUUCAUGUUUUGGGAGAUGCGAGGAUUCUGCCCAACAGCAAAUAGACGCACGCGCACGCGCACACGCAGGCUACUCAAAGUCUCCUGUGACACGUUUCCCAUUUUUCUAUUUAUAUAACAAUUUGUACAUACUGACACCUUUUGACUUCUCCUGCUGACACGUGAGCUAAUCGAUUCCAUGUAAUCAAUAUGAUUGUCCUGGAAUUGAAUAAAAUGCUGAAGAAGUUU
Messenger RNA from Phycodurus eques (leafy seadragon), 3986 nucleotides. It is a transcript of the gene lamc2, whose product is annotated as laminin, gamma 2. The transcript has 21 exons. Gene Ontology annotation, molecular function: extracellular matrix structural constituent. Lineage: Eukaryota; Metazoa; Chordata; Actinopteri; Syngnathiformes; Syngnathidae. The record is from RefSeq and is a predicted model, not a curated record. Bases 45 to 3395 code for a protein of 1116 amino acids.